Oryza brachyantha (malo sina) is the source of this 1868-nucleotide messenger RNA. RefSeq names its product AP2-like ethylene-responsive transcription factor PLT1. The transcript is spliced from 9 exons. NCBI's taxonomy places the organism in Eukaryota, Viridiplantae, Streptophyta, Magnoliopsida, Poales, Poaceae. Gene Ontology annotation, biological process: regulation of DNA-templated transcription. Gene Ontology annotation, molecular function: DNA-binding transcription factor activity; DNA binding. The coding region runs from base 486 to 1589 and encodes 367 amino acids. The record is from RefSeq and is a predicted model, not a curated record.
GAUUACACGAGUGAUAAACCUUAACCCGGCGGGGUUAAUUACCUACUUGCUUACGUCCUCGGUGCUUAGGGCAUCGGAUAGUAUAAAUCCGCCCCAAGGAUGAGGGGGAAAACAAUAAUACCAACAAAUUGCGGUAUAAUCUUUGCUAUUUCUCCCUCACUUUCCUCUCUCUCUCGAUUUCCCCGAGAAAUUUCUUGUUGUUUCCAGCAUCACUCUCCACUGAGCCGCCUGCCGCCUCGCUCGCUCGCUGCUCGCGUUGGCCGUCGUCUCGUCUUUUCCUCAUCGAUUUGACGUGCCCCCUAUUUAUUUCCUGCAUCGGUGGUUUGUUCGUCUCCAUUUCUGUUGCCUCGCCGUGGUGAUAGUAAUCGCUGUAGGAUUAAUUUUUAUCUCCGGAGGGGGGAGUCCGGAUCUUUGGCCCCAAUCGAUUCCUUCCGGCCACGGAAACUUAGUGUGUAGCGAGAUUAUUUGGGACCUUUGGGAAGCAAAUGGAGGGUCCAUUAAAAGAGGAGAAGGCUGCGGGUGAAUCAGGGGAUGAGGAGAAGGUAGAGAGCAGCCUCCCUAUCAAUUUGAAUUCGUUGCCAGCCGCUGCUGCUGCCUCUGCAACCGCCGCGGAUGAGUCUGGAUUGCACUCUGCAGUGGAGCUAGGAGCCAACAAUUCUAACACUACAAAGGGAAUUGGGUCUGUUGGUACUGGUCAGAAGAAGAUCCCGAAAGAUGAGGUGCUUGAUGAAGACGAUGUUCAGGUCUGUGCAGUCACAAAGAGCGAUUCAGUGGUCCCUUCAAACAGCAAGAACCCUAUCGAUGAGAAGGAUGCUUUGGCAAAUGUGGUAGAGAAUGGACAGUCCGCUGAUGGUAGCCCUGAGGAUCAGAGAGUUACAAUUCUUAGCGUUGUCAAGAAGGACGAGCCUUCUGAUGAUGUUAGAGAUUCUAGUAAUCCUGUAACAGUGGCAGGUUACAGAAAUGAGAAAGGUGGUACUAGUGCUAGUGCCAGAACUGCUUCGGUGCGACCUGCAGGCACCCGGUCAUCUAGUUUCCAUGGUGUUACUAGGCACAGGUGGAGUGGAAAAUAUGAAGCUCAUUUGUGGGACAGUUCGUGCAGAAUGGAAGGGCGGAGAAGAAAAGGAAAGCAAGUUUAUUUAGGAAGUUAUGAUACUGAGGAAAAGGCUGCCAGGGCAUAUGAUGUUGCGGCUCUUAAAUACUGGGGACAAAAUACAAAGCUGAAUUUCUCGGUUUCAGAAUACGAAAGGGAACUGGAGGACAUAAGGGACAUGUCUCGAGAGGAAUGCAUAACAUACUUGAGAAGAAGAAGUAGCUGCUUCUCAAGAGGGGCCUCUAUUUAUCGAGGAGUUACUAGAAGGCAGAAAGAUGGGAGAUGGCAGGCACGCAUAGGACUGGUUGCUGGAACUAGAGACAUUUACCUGGGAACUUUCAAAACUGAGGAAGAAGCAGCAGAGGCUUACGACAUUGCUGCUAUUGAGAUCCGUGGCAAAAAUGCUGUGACCAACUUUGAUCGAAGCAACUACAUGGAAAAGGGUCUACAUUGUAUAGAAGGGGCAGGCUUGAAACUGCUUGCGUCAAAGCCAGAAUAGAACUUGACAUAGGUGCAGCAGCAUCGUAUAUUGAGAAUUGUCCAGUCAUACUUGGAGCGUAGUGGUACAUACAGAUACAACUGGUUGCUAUCUUGUUAAUAUCCCCGCGUUAUAAUUCUACAAAUCGCAGCUCAAUUUUCUAUUGGUUAUCAAAAUUCGUGUCAGCGAGAUGAUUUUGAGCAUGUAUUAUAGGGUGACUAGGGUAGGUUUGUACUGCACCUGUAAUUGUGAGUACUCAAUAUUUAUAUUCUGCUCAAUAUAACUUAUCAAUCCAGAUUG